Molecule: messenger RNA, 982 nt
Organism: Rhodamnia argentea
Lineage: Eukaryota; Viridiplantae; Streptophyta; Magnoliopsida; Myrtales; Myrtaceae
Product: V-type proton ATPase subunit E2-like
Exons: 7
Coding region: 175-867 (230 amino acids)
Biological process (GO): proton transmembrane transport
Cellular component (GO): proton-transporting two-sector ATPase complex, catalytic domain
Molecular function (GO): proton-transporting ATPase activity, rotational mechanism
Source: RefSeq, a predicted model, not a curated record
GAGAAAGAGUAAGAAUGGGAUUCGGAUCCAUUCGAAGCUAACGUACGUUGUCGAAACCGGAGCAAACGUCGGAAGAAAUUUCGUGGCGCAAACAGAAAAACGGCAACGACUGAAAGUGCAAAUCAUUUCCGAAAGCAGAGUUCAGACGGAGAAAGAGCAGAAGGAGAAGCAAGGAUGAACGACGGAGAUGUUUCGAAGCAGAUUCAGCAGAUGAUCAGAUUCAUCCGCCAGGAAGCAGAGGAGAAGGCCAACGAGAUCUCCGUCUCGGCUGAGGAGGAAUUCAAUAUAGAGAAACUGCAGCUGAUCGAAGCCGAAAAGAAGAAAAUACGCCAAGAGUACGAACGAAAGGCGAAGCAAGUCGAAGUCAAAAAGAAGAUAGAGUACUCGAUGCAACUGAACGCAUCUCGCAUAAGGUUCCUUCAAGCGCAAGACGACGUUGUGAACUCGAUGAAAGAAUCUGCCUGCAAAGAGCUCCUGCGCGUGUCGAGCAAUAACAAGGCCUACAAGAAGCUUCUCAAAUCCUUAAUUAUCCAGUGCCUACUGCGUCUUCAAGAGCCGGCCAUGUUGCUCAGGUGCAGAGAGGUUGACCGGAAGCUGGUUCAAUCUGUCUUGGACGAUGCUAAAAGAAUGUAUGCCGAGAAAGCAGGAGUUGCGCCUCCUGCCAUCACGCUCGACGACCAUGUGUAUCUCCCGCCGCCUCCCAAGGGCGUGGAUUCUCACGAGCCUUCUUGCUCGGGCGGAGUGGUGGCGGCUUCACAAGAUGGUAAGAUAGUCUGCGAGAACACUCUCGAUGCCCGUCUGGACGUGGUUUUCAGACAGAAACUGCCUGAGAUCCGAAAGCGUCUUCUCGGGAAUAUGCAGAUAUGAUUGAGCAAAUACCAGAGAAGAUUAGUCAAGGUCUUCAUUCAGCAUUUUGGAUCCCUUAUGUGAAUCUCUAAAAAUCAUCUUUGAAAUGGUUCCUACUUAUUCUUUCUGAUCUCCA